CUCUCAAUUCGUCACUUCAUGAAGAAGACAGACAAGCCACCAGUACUUUGAUAUUCACUUGUGUAGAAGUUUCACAGAACAGGCAAAGGGCGUUGUAUAAUUGUUUGGGUAUUUGACAAUUACGAGUAGACAACUCUUCCCAUAAUUCGUCACUUCAUAUCCGGUAAUAGAAGACAGACAAGCCACCUGUACUUUGAUAUUCACUUGUGUAGAAGUUUCACAGAACAGUACAGAACAGAAAUCUUUUCUUGUAACAUAUUCAGUAUCACCAAAUCUCAUAAGACGUACUGGAAAGAAAGCACCAUGAACAACAUGAUUCAGAAUGACUUUACCUACGGUGAACAUGAUGAACACUUCUUCAACCAGGGAUUCAAUGCAUACUGCAGAACAGAUAUUCAACAGAAAAUGUUAGAGGACGAAGUCCGCACAGACUUCUACCGAGACGCCAUCUACAACAACAAACACCUCUUCAAGGACAAGAUCGUCAUGGAUUUUGGAUGUGGAUCUGGUAUUUUGUCAAUGUUUGCAGCAAAAGCUGGAGCGAAGAAAGUUUUUGGGGUUGAAGCAAGCGACCUUGCAAAAACAACGAAGAAAAACGUGAAGAAGAAUGGACUUGACCACAUCAUUACGAUCUUGGAGGGAAAGGUCGAAGAGAUUGAGCUUCCCGGGGUCGACAAAGUGGACAUCCUGCUGAGCGAGGUUAUGGGCGUGGGGCUGAUCCACGAGGGCACGCUGCAGUCUCUGGUCAUCGCCAGAGACAGGUUUCUGGUGAGUCACAUUGUCAUGUAUAUAGUGUUAAGAUGGAUAAGACUUCUCGACAAUGAGAAGCAAAAUUCACAGUAAUGUUUGCAUUACAUA
Molecule: messenger RNA, 858 nt
Organism: Branchiostoma floridae (Florida lancelet)
Lineage: Eukaryota; Metazoa; Chordata; Leptocardii; Amphioxiformes; Branchiostomatidae
Product: protein arginine N-methyltransferase 1-like
Exons: 6
Coding region: 304-843 (179 amino acids)
Biological process (GO): peptidyl-arginine methylation
Cellular component (GO): nucleus
Molecular function (GO): protein-arginine N-methyltransferase activity
Source: RefSeq, a predicted model, not a curated record